UAGUUCAGUUGUGCAGUUACGUUUUGAAUCCUUUGCAGAUAGGUCCAGUCGCUUUCUAGCUUAAAUUUUCCUUUGCUUUCACCACUAAAGUGUCGCUGAUAAAAAGGAGUUUCAAAGAUUAACAAAAACGGCUAACAGACAAGUUUUUCGUUUACUGGCCACUCCACACGUGGAAUGGAAGAAAAGUCUUCGAGAUUUUCGGACUAUUUAUUUGCCCAAAUGUCAUCCGACACUGCCGAUGCAAAAGUGGAAUGUACAGAACAGCCAGGUGAAAACAAAGAGUUGACCGGGAUCAGGAAAUGGGUCGCGGAAAACUUGCUCCUUCUACUGACUCUCCUAGGAGUUGCCGUUGGCGCUGUUGUCGGCUUCGGCCUCCGUCCGCUGCCUCCAUCAAAGAGCACAAUAAUCCUGCUGUCGUAUCCCGGGGAGCUGUUCAUGCGGAUCCUCAAGCUGAUCAUUCUGCCGCUGAUCAUGUCCAGCCUGAUCGCGGGGAGCGCGAGCCUGAACGCGCGCCUCAACGGGCGCAUCGCCCUCAGGACCUUCCUGUACUUCCUGGCCACGUCGGUGAUUAACGCGGUGCUGGGCGUGAUCCUGGCCGUGCUCGUCCAUCCAGGUGAUCCCGGACUCAAAGCCGACAAAAUCGAGUCGGAAGUGCAGAAACGGAGCGCUUCCGUCUUAGAUAGCUUAUUGGACUUGGGCAGAAACGUCGUCGCCGAUAAUAUUUUUCAAGCCACUUUUCAGCAAGCCCACACUGAUUACGUCAAUGUGACCGAAAGAGUGUUUAACGAAACAAGCGGCGUAUUUUAUACCAUUGACGUCACAAUGGCUGUAAUCAAAUACAGAUCAGGAACCAACACGAUAGGCAUCGUCGUUUUCUGCCUGGCCUUCGGCACAAUCCUUGGCACUCUGGGCCAGAAGGCCAAGAUCGUCAUCGAGUUUUUCUCCGUGAUUUUCGACGUGGUGAUGAAGAUGGUCACCGGCGUCAUCUGGCUGACUCCCAUCGGGGUCAGCAGCGUCAUCGCGGGCAAGAUCCUCUCCGUCAACAACAUCGCGCUGGUGAUGGCCCAGCUGGGCUGGUUCAUCGCCACUGUCAUCAUCGGCGUCUUCAUCUAUCAGCUCGUGAUCAUGCAGGCGAUUUACUGCUUAUUCUUGCGCAAAAACCCGUUCAAGUUCUACUUGGGCCUGGUCCAAGGGACCCUAACGGCCUUUGCUACAGCUUCCACAGCUGCCGCGCUUCCUGUCACCUUCACUCUCAUGGAAGAUAAGCUCAAAAUCGAUUCCAGAAUCACGAGGUUUGUUUUGCCGAUUGGCUGCAAUAUUAACAUGGACGGGACGGCGCUCUUCGUCGCCGUGGCCUCGGUGUUUUUCGCCCAAACCAAUAGUAUUUAUCUAGGAGUUGGGGAACUCAUCACUGUUUGUUUUGCAUCAACGGCGGCGUCGUUUUCCUCCGCUAGUGUCCCUAGUGCCGCCCUGGUGCUCAUUCUGAUGGUUCUCACAGCUAUUGACAUUCCUGAUCAAGAUGUAUUCCUACUGUUUGCCGUUGAUUGGCUUGUAGAUCGAUUCCGUACCACCAAUAAUAUGUUAGGUGAUUGUUAUGCGGCCGCUGUUGUUGAAAAACUGUCGAAAAAAGAAUUGAUGGCUUGCGACGCAAUUCUUUUCCAGGAAUCGAGCAGUUUCGAUAAUAACCUACAAAAAGACUUCGAACCUAGUGAUAUUGUUAUAGAUCGUGGACUAAAUAAUGGUGCUACAAAGUAAUGCAAUAUUUCAACAACCCUAAAUUAAUUUGUGAUGCUAGUUUGUACACACCAUAGUUUAGGAUUUAGCUCAAUGAAUAAACAUAUUUAUGUAUACA
Tribolium castaneum (red flour beetle) is the source of this 1852-nucleotide messenger RNA. RefSeq names its product Excitatory amino acid transporter 2 (gene Eaat2). The record is from RefSeq and is a predicted model, not a curated record. Gene Ontology annotation, biological process: L-glutamate transmembrane transport. The transcript has 8 exons. Gene Ontology annotation, cellular component: plasma membrane. Lineage: Eukaryota; Metazoa; Arthropoda; Insecta; Coleoptera; Tenebrionidae. The coding region runs from base 175 to 1755 and encodes 526 amino acids. Gene Ontology annotation, molecular function: glutamate:sodium symporter activity; L-glutamate transmembrane transporter activity; neutral L-amino acid transmembrane transporter activity.